Messenger RNA from Propithecus coquereli (Coquerel's sifaka), 1161 nucleotides. RefSeq names its product membrane-associated ring finger (C3HC4) 11 (gene MARCHF11). Bases 520 to 1053 code for a protein of 177 amino acids. The record is from RefSeq and is a predicted model, not a curated record. Gene Ontology annotation, molecular function: ubiquitin-protein transferase activity. Gene Ontology annotation, biological process: protein ubiquitination. The transcript is spliced from 4 exons. NCBI's taxonomy places the organism in Eukaryota, Metazoa, Chordata, Mammalia, Primates, Indriidae.
CCGGUCCCCCCCGAGGGCGCCGCCGGGCCGAGCGAGCCGCCGGGGGAGGUGGCCCCGCGGCGCAGGGGCGCGGACGAGCUGCCGCCGCUGCCCCUGCCGCCCGCCGGCCAGGAGGUGUGCGCGGCGGCCGGCGACUCCGCGGAAGGUCCGAGGCGCCUCCCGGAGUCUGCGGACCCCGAGGCGGCGGCGAAGGGCGGCCCCGGGGAGCCCGAGGCCAGCGCCGGCGGGGAGGGCGAGCGGCGGGGCGCCGGCGACCAGCCCGAGACGCGCUCGGUGUGCAGCAGCCGCAGCAGCAGCAGCGCCGGCGGCGACCAGCGCGCUGGGCACCAGCACCAGCACCACCAGGCCAUCUGCAAGAUCUGCUUCCAGGGCGCGGAGCAGGGUGAGCUGUUAAAUCCCUGCCGAUGUGAUGGGUCAGUCCGUUAUACACAUCAGCUGUGCCUGCUAAAGUGGAUCAGUGAGAGAGGUUCCUGGACCUGUGAACUCUGUUGUUAUAGAUACCAUGUCAUAGCCAUUAAAAUGAAACAACCGUGCCAGUGGCAAAGCAUUUCUAUAACACUGGUUGAGAAAGUUCAGAUGAUUGCUGUAAUCCUAGGAUCCCUGUUCUUGAUAGCGAGUGUGACUUGGCUCCUCUGGUCAGCCUUCAGCCCCUAUGCAGUGUGGCAGAGGAAGGACAUCCUUUUUCAAAUCUGCUAUGGAAUGUAUGGUUUUAUGGAUCUAGUGUGCAUAGGUCUCAUUGUCCAUGAAGGAGCUGCAGUUUACAGGGUUUUUAAGCGCUGGCGAGCUGUUAAUUUGCACUGGGAUGUAUUAAACUAUGACAAAGCCACAGACAUCGAAGAAAGCAGCCGGGGAGAGUCUUCCACAAGUAGGACUUUGUGGUUGCCAUUGACAGCUCUGCGGAACAGAAACUUGGUCCACCCGACCCAGUUAACCUCGCCCCGGUUUCAGUGUGGAUACGUGUUAUUGCAUCUGUUCAAUCGGAUGAGGCCCCAUGAAGAUCUGUCAGACGAUAACAGCUCGGGAGAGGUUGUGAUGAGAGUGACUUCAGUGUGAUAAAAGCAUAAGAUGAUCCCGUGUGGACCACCCCGCACCUUUCGGAAUGUAGUUGCAAUGAAUGGUGAAACCACAGCACUUCUAAAAACAAACAUCUAUGAACUUUUU